AUGCCAGGAGCUCCCUCCCUGUCACCCUGCAUCACCGGAGUCACGGAUGACUACCAGACUCUUUCCAGCCUCUGCCACUAUCUUGUCAUCAUCCUUGGUCUUCCUCAGUCUGGGCUCCAGAUUGAGAAGACUCCCAGAUUUGCUAUGUUUAACUUCAAGUACCUCCACAUCUCCUUUGCCCCGCUGCAUGCCACCUUCCCUACCCAGCCUGGAGUUCGCGAUCGCCAGGUGGGCUUGAGGCCCCCGGGAGCCGAGCGCCUCCGCUUCCGGGACGUUGCGAGACCCGGCGGGCACUGCUGCCCUCUGCUGGUGAGCGCGCAAAACACCGCUCUCCGUUCGCAGCGUCUGGGCUUCUCGGAGGAGGAUCUCUGA
This is a messenger RNA of Rangifer tarandus platyrhynchus (Svalbard reindeer), 372 nucleotides long. The record is from the annotation of a GenBank genome assembly. Lineage: Eukaryota; Metazoa; Chordata; Mammalia; Artiodactyla; Cervidae.